AAGAGCGGAUUGCAGCUCUGUCAUGCAGUCCUGCAGUUCUACUCUCUGUAUCCUGAUCUUAUUGACUUUCAAAGUCACUACUGGGUCUGAAGCAGCGGUUUCUUCAGGGAAAGUAAAUCUGCAUGCCUCUGCUUCUCUGUCCUGCUCUGAGAGAUGUUCUGGUUUGGUCAGAUGGACUCUAUCACAUAAAGAUGAUGAUCCUCUGGCUGAGUGUGAUCAGACCUCAUGUAGAUCAGUGAAGAAGGGAUAUCAGAUGAUCUAUGAUCAGUACCUGAAGGGAGAUUUCUCUCUCAACAUCACUGAUGCUGAUUUCACUAAGAGAGGCUGGUACACGUGUCAGUGUGAUGAUAUAUAUCUCUGUGAUGUGAAGCUUCAGAUCGAACGCUUGAACAGCACAGUUCAGAAAAAGCCUGGUGAAUCUCUGGUCCUGGAUUUGGACGUAUCAGAUGCAGUGAAGGUGCUUUAUAUCGGCACAGGUGCAGCUAAUCGAUCCAGUGGUCGGAUCUGUACAGUUGACAGAUGCUCACUACACUGUAAACCUGAAUAUAAAGAGAGAGUGUCGGCAGCUCUUCGGCUGAGUGGAAUGAAGCCGUCUGAUAGCGGGGUUUAUACCACAAUGGCCACCAGGAAUGAAGAGGUUUUCCGCUCCUACUCAGUGACCGUCCAAGAUGACCUGCCAUGCCUGGACACCGGUGAAGGAGCUGCUGUACCAGCGUGGAUUUGUGUACUGAUUGCUGUACUUGUAGCUGGGAUUGUGAUACUGGCUGUGAAGAUUGUGCAGCUGAAGAGAGAAAAUCAGAAGCUCCGUAACCGGCACAGCUGAGAGGUCAUCGCCGUCCUCCCAGUGUCUGCAUGUUCACCACUUCCUGUCUAAGACAUGUCAGCAUAACAGCAGGUCAUACUGAUGAGCUACAGGGUCGCAUCUGUUUUGUUUUUGUUUUUUUUAACAGCUCUGGGCCGCCCCAUCUCUGCGCCCCAUGGAGGAAUGGCCAAAAAUACAUUUAGGAUGAUACGGCAAACUAAUUUGGUCCAAGUUUAGCAGUUAAACAAUUAUUAGGUAAAACAAUUAUUUUGAUACAUUUUCCACCAGAGGCUCAUUGACAAAGCCUCACUGAGCUAGAACUGCUGUUCUAAGGGGUUCUCCAGGAUCAAGGAUGUAAUAGAAGACUGUAGAUCAAUGUGUGACAGAUAAAAGAUGUGUAUUUUGUACAAUGUAUAUAUUGUACCUUUGUAGAAGAUCUGAGUAGAACAGGCACGAUCAAGACUGAGAUCAGAGAUUAUUAUUAUUAUUAUUAUUAUUAUUAUUAUUAUUAGCUUUUUUAUUUACAUUAUGCAAAAAGGCAAAUAAAAGCUACAUGUUCUGUUUGUACCGUUUUAAUUCAGGUCAUGGUGAAGUGGUACGUAAAACUAAGAGCCCUCGUCUUUAUUUUUAUACAUUUCAGUCCGAUUUGUUUGAAAUGACCGGUCGUAUUCAUUUAGAAUGAAGCAGUGAGGAAGGUCAGGUGUUAAACUCCUGUCAGCCACUUCACCACUGGGCCCUUUAGGAGUGACAUAAAGAGUUAACCACUCUUCCCAAGUUCACCCCUUCCGUUCUGUGUGUGUGUCUAUGAUCUUUCCAGUGUGUUCUGUUUACUGAAGCAGGAUUAGAUCCUCCUGAUUAACCCCGUAAACCCAGCUUACUACAUACUGAAGCUACAGGGACUUCACAGCAAACUGCCCGAGCUACUCGUAGGUCAUAGAAGUGAGCUCUCGAUGAAGAUGGUGCUUCGGUUGUUCUUUUGUACAGAAAACAGUUCUAUGUAGAACCAUGAUCAUUCAAAGAACCCUUUGUUUCAUGAAAGGGUUCUACAGACUGAUUGAGAAAACAGUUCUAUAUAGAACCAAACAGGGUUCUUCUAUUGUUACAGCCAAUUGCCUGGUGCAGUAGAAGAACCAUCUUGAACCCUUUUUGUUUACAAUUAUCAAUUAUAAUCAAUGGAUUCAAAUUUGCUGUUGUCAUGAAUUUCUAAACGAGUUAAUGUUCUUCCUGAAAUGGUCGACUGUCUUACAUUUCAACAUCUGACGUGUGUUCUGAGUUGUAUUGUGAAUAAAAUGUGGGUCUGAGUUUUGUAAAUCACUGCAUUCUGUUUGUUGUUAAAUGUGUGUGAUGUGAUGAUUUCUCAGUUUGGACUGUUUCAGUUUGUGUUCAGCUUAAACACCAAGCAAAGUAAGAACCAUCAGUCAAGAGCUGCAGUCAGAUUCCUACUUUACUGUAAGACCUUCAAAUGCCUGCUUAAAGAAAACACUUACUUGUGAUGUUUUUAUGGAAGCUGGAGGUUGUGGUCAGGUAUCGGACCAUCACAUGUUCCUAAAAAGAAGUGAAAGACGUCCAGCCUGUCAGCAUAACAGAGAGAGAAGAGCAGAGUUCGGAGUUUCUCAUGGUCAGUCAUGCAGUCCUGCAGUUCUGCUCUCUGUAUCCUGAUCUUCCUGAUCUCUACAUUCACUGCUGGUGCCCAGCCAUGUGUGGACACAGAUACAGGACCUGCAUGGGUUUUUCUACUGAUUGCUGCACUUGUAGCUGUGAUUGUGGCAUUGGCUGUGGUGCUUACGCAGCUGAAGAGGGAAAAUCGGCAGCUCCGGAUGUCAUCUGGCCGGUCAUCACACAAAGAUCAAUGACCAGGAUGGAGGGAUCAUCAUCAACCAAUCACUCUGUUCCUGAUUUAUUUAGCUCUUUCUUUAUCUCUACCACGACAAUUUCACAAUAAGCAUUUCUGAGCGGAUCGUGGAUAUCAGUGGUUGGUUAGUGUAGUGGUUAACACCUCUGCCUUCUACACUGUAGACUGAGGUUCAAUCCCCACCAGGGUAAAAUACCCUACACUAUACCAAUAAGAGUCCUUGGGCAAGACUCCUAACACCACCUUGGCCUGCCUGUGUAAAUUGUAAGUCGCUCUGGAUAAGAGCAUCAGCCAAAUGCCAUAAAUGUAAAUGUAUCAGUGGAUAUCAGUACACACACUGACCAAAUGUAUGUUUGACUACAAAGAGCAUAAUCAGUCCUUUUCAACUGGAUUUAGUGCAAUAUGUGAAUUGUGUAUUCAUAGUUUUGAUAUACGUUUUUUUUUAAUGUGGUGCUUCUAAAUUUGUCUUUGCCAACUUACCUUAAUAAAUUCUGUGCUGUGACACCAUCAUGUAUUAUGAAAA
This is a messenger RNA of Pygocentrus nattereri (red-bellied piranha), 3177 nucleotides long. RefSeq lists its product as uncharacterized. The record is from RefSeq and is a predicted model, not a curated record. NCBI's taxonomy places the organism in Eukaryota, Metazoa, Chordata, Actinopteri, Characiformes, Serrasalmidae. The transcript has 7 exons. The coding region runs from base 23 to 823 and encodes 266 amino acids.